UGAAAUUUGUGAAGGCAGUAGCAGCAGCAGGUCUAUAUGUGCAUCUCCGGAUUGGUCCAUACGUAUGUGCUGAAUGGAACUAUGGUGGUUUCCCUCUUUGGCUGCAUUUUAUUCCUGGAAUUCAGUUCAGAACUGAUAAUGAACCAUUCAAGGCAGAAAUGAAACGAUUCACUGCUAAGAUUGUUGAAAUGAUGAAGCAAGAGAAACUCUAUGCUUCACAAGGAGGGCCUAUAAUUUUAUCUCAGAUUGAGAAUGAGUAUGGUAACGUUGAUCGGGCCUAUGGUCCUGCUGCUGUACCCGACAUCAAUUGGGCAGCAUCAAUGGCUACAUCUCUUGACACUGGAGUUCCUUGGGUCAUGUGCCAGCAGGAAGAUGCUCCUAAUCCAAUUAUUAACACAUGCAAUGGAUUCUACUGCGACCAAUUCACACCAAAUUCUAAUGCAAAACCAAAAAUUUGGACUGAGGGUUAUACUGGAUGGUUUCUUUAUUUCGGUGGCGCUGUGCCUCACAGACCUGUGGAAGAUCUUGCAUUUGCUGUAGCACGCUUUUACCAGUUAGGUGGAACUUUGAAUAAUUACUAUAUGUACCAUGGAGGGACCAACUUUGGGCGGACUGCUGGUGGACCAUUCGUUGCUAGUAGUUAUGAUUAUGAUGCACCAAUCGAUGAGUAUGGAAUUAUUAGACAGCCUAAGUGGGGCCACCUUAAAGAUGUGCAUAAGGCCAUAAAGCUUUGUGAAGAAGCAUUGGUAGCUACUGAUCCAACAAUUACAUCUCUUGGUCCAAAUCUAGAGGCUGCAGUUUACAAUACAGGAGCUGAAUGUGCUGCGUUCCUUGCCAAUAUUGACAACACAUCCGAUUCAACCGUGAACUUUAGUGGCAAUUCAUAUUACUUGCCUGCAUGGUCUGUGAGCAUUUUACCAGACUGCAAGAAUGUCGUGCUUAAUACGGCAAAGAUUAAUUCUGCAUCUAUGAUUUCAAGCUUCACAACUGAAUCUUUAAAAGCGAUUGGUUCUUUGGAAGAUUCUAGCCCAGGAUGGAGUUGGAUUAGUGAACCUAUUGGUAUUUCAAAGAAUGAUUCAUUCUCAAAAUUUGGAUUACUGGAGCAAAUAAAUACGACAGCUGAUAGAAGUGACUAUUUGUGGUACUCAUUAAGCAUUGAUCUUGAAGAUGAUGCCGGUGCUCAAACUGUCCUUCACAUUGAAUCCCUUGGACAUGUGCUUCAUGCUUUCAUUAAUGGGAAGCUUGCAGGGAGCGGAGCAGGCAACAGAGACAAUUCUGCCAUCAAUGUGGACAUCCCCAUCACUGUUAUGGCUGGGAAGAACACAAUUGAUCUCCUGAGUUUAACUGUGGGACUUCAGAACUAUGGAGCUUUUUUUGACACAUGGGGUGCGGGGAUCACUGGUCCAGUGAUAUUGAAAGGUUUGAAGAAUGGUAGUACUAUUGAUAUCUCCUCCCAGCAGUGGACAUAUCAGGUUGGCCUUAAAGGUGAAGACUUAGGUCUGUUUAAUGGCAGUUCUGGACAGUGGAAUUUACAAUCUGCCUUACCCAAGAAGCAACCCUUGACUUGGUACAAGACAAACUUUGUUGCUCCCUCUGGCAAUAAUCCAGUGGCAAUUGACUUCACUGGGAUGGGAAAAGGAGAGGCUUGGGUGAGUGGACAGAGCAUUGGGCGAUACUGGCCUACAUAUAUCUCUUCAAAUGAUGGUUGUAACAACUCAUGCAAUUAUAGAGGGUCUUAUGAUUCAUCCAAAUGUCUCACAAAUUGUGGAAAACCAUCACAGAUACUAUAUCAUGUACCACGAUCGUGGUUGCAACCAGAUAGCAACACUCUUGUAUUGUUUGAGGAAAGUGGAGGCGACCCUACACAAAUCUCUUUUGCUAUAAAACUGAUAGGAAGCUUGUGUUCACAUGUAUCUGAAUCUCACCCUCCGCCUGUAGACUUGUGGAAUUCAGAUACAGAAUCAGGAAGAAAAAUGGGGCCUGUACUGUCACUUAAGUGCCCUUAUCCUAAUCAAGUCAUCUCUUCCAUCAAAUUUGCAAGUUUUGGAACACCUCAUGGGACAUGUGGGAACUUCAGCCAUGGAAACUGCAGCAGCAAUAGGGUUCUAUCCAUUGUGCAGAAGGCCUGCAUUGGAUCAAGAAGUUGUAGUAUUGGAGUAUCAAUUAAUACAUUCGGAGAUCCAUGUAAAGGAGUGACAAAGAGUUUAGCUGUUGAAGCUGCUUGUACCUAGCUUGGAUUCGGCUGGAAAGUACUUUCCAAUUGUCUUAGACUCUUAAUAAGAAUAAAAUGGUAUGGAGAAUUUGGUACGGAGAAUUUGGUACGGAGAAUUUAAUAAGAAUGUUGGGAAAGUAGGAUAGGCAAAAAUAUAUUAUCCAUGUUUGGUAUGUCUUAAAGUUACAAAAAACCAGUAUUUUAUUUUUCCCGUACUUUUGUUUUGAACUAGGCAAUGAAAAUAAAAUGGUAGUUUGAA
This is a messenger RNA of Gastrolobium bilobum, 2471 nucleotides long. RefSeq names its product beta-galactosidase 8-like. Gene Ontology annotation, cellular component: cell wall; vacuole. NCBI's taxonomy places the organism in Eukaryota, Viridiplantae, Streptophyta, Magnoliopsida, Fabales, Fabaceae. Gene Ontology annotation, molecular function: carbohydrate binding; beta-galactosidase activity. The record is from RefSeq and is a predicted model, not a curated record. Gene Ontology annotation, biological process: carbohydrate metabolic process. The transcript is spliced from 17 exons. The coding region runs from base 159 to 2231 and encodes 690 amino acids.